Molecule: messenger RNA, 1573 nt
Organism: Solanum lycopersicum (tomato)
Lineage: Eukaryota; Viridiplantae; Streptophyta; Magnoliopsida; Solanales; Solanaceae
Product: protein PELPK1-like
Source: RefSeq, a predicted model, not a curated record
AAACUCUUAAAUCCUCUAUUCUCAAAUACACAAGAAAAAGGAAAAAAAAUUAAUCUAGGCUAAGAAUCAAAAUCUUCUAAAUGGGAAGCCAAAUGAAGAAGCAAUCUGCUUGUGCUUUGGCAUUUUUCUUGAUUGCCUCAUGCACUAUGGCAUAUUCACCUUAUAAUUCUUAUGAUUCAUCAGAUUCAACCUACAAUAAAAUACCAACCACAGAAGUCAAAAGUGAUGACUUCAAGGCACCCGAAAAGGAAUAUAAGGAGUCAUUUUUGUCAAAAAAUAAUUACUACAAGAAGCCAUUAGUUUCAGAAGAUAACUAUAAGAAAGUACCCUCUGUUUCCGAACAGGAAUACAAGGUGUCAUUCUUGCCAAAGAAUGACUACAACAAGAAGCCAUUAUUUUCAGAAGAUAAUUACAAGAAGGCGUCAUAUGUUCCAGAGGAACCCUCAAAGGCUAAACCAGAAUAUAAGGAGUCAUUUUUACCAAAAUUUGACUACUUUAAGAAGCCAUCAGUUCAAGAAGAGGACUCCAAGAAGGCGUCAUAUGUUCUAGAUGUACCUUCAAAGGCUAAACCAGAAUAUAAGGAGUCAUUGUUACCAAAAUUUGACUACUUUAAGAAGCCAUCAGUUUCAGAAGAUAGCUACAAAAAGGAGUCAUAUGUUCCAGAGGAACCCUCAAUGCCGAAGGAAGAAUACAAGGUACCUGUUUUGCCUAAGAAUGACUACUUUAAGAAGUCAUCAGUUCCAGAAGAUAGCUACAAAAAGGUGUCAUUUGUUCCAAAGGUGCCCUCAGUGCCUAAAGAAGAAUACAAGGUGUCUUCUUUAUCAAAAAAUGAUUACUACAAGAAGCCAUCAGUUUCAGAAGACAACUACAAAAAAGUAUCAUAUGUUCCAAAGGUGCCCUCAGUGCCUAAAGAAGAAUACAAGGUGCCUUCUUUGUCAAAGAAUGACUAUUACAAGAAGUCAACAGUUCCAGAAGAUAACUACAAGAAGCCAUCAUUUCCAGAAGAUAACUACAAGAAGGUGCCAUAUGUUCCAGAAGUACCCUUAGUUCCUAAACCAGAAUACAAGGUGCCUUCUUUGCCAAAGAACAAUAAUUACAAGAAGUCAACCGUUUCAGAAGAUAGCUACAAGAAGGUAUCAUAUGUUUCAGAGGUACCCUCAGUUACUAAACCUGAAUACAAGGUGCCUUCUUUCCCAAAGAAUGACUACUACAAGAAGCCAUCAGUUUCUGAAGAUAACUACAAGAAAGUGUCAAAUGUUAUUCCAGAGGUACCCUCAGUUGCUAAACCUGAAUACAAGGUGCCUGCUUUGUCAAAAAAUGACUACUACACGAAGCCAUUCCCUUCUCCGUCACCACCACCUCCAUAUUAUUAAAUUUCCAUCUCUCUUGUUGAACAUGCAUGUUUCAUUUAAGUUCUUCUCCAGCUCAACAUAUAUAACCCUUAGGGUUCUCAUGUUAUGAGUUAGAAGGCAUGAUAUCAAAGUUUGUAAUUCUUUAUUUAUUUUUUUCCUUUUCCUACUUCGGAUUGUAAUUGUUUUGUCAUUUAAAUUAUAUUAUGAAUGUUUUCAGAGAU